CUCGCUGAGAGGAGAAGACAGUUGCUGAGCUGAAAUCGUUCGGCCAUGUCGUCUUUCUCAUCGCUCUCGCCGCUCUCGGCCUACCCGCCGAGUCAGACAGAGAGUCCGUACGCGAGGGAUGGAGGGCGUGGAUUCCAUCGGGGCUCUGGCGAGGAAGCGCGGCACUGGCAGCGUGACGAGUAUGGGUACGACGGCGGCCACCGUUGCGGCGCGUCGGUGGCAAGCGCAGCAUCGGGCACAAGCUACGGCGACUCGUUCCGCCGCCGCCAGAUCCACUCGCGCGCCAACUCGAUCGAGUCCAAUCGUUCGGUCAUGUCCGCCAGAACAGAGUCCGGUCGGACCUCGCGAGAGAUGUACCGCGAGGCAGCCGAGCGUCGCCGCCGAGCCGCGCGCCGGAAGCAGGCCGCGCGCCGCAAGGCUAUGGCCGAGGAGCGGGCGCUGCUCGAGGAGCGUCGCGCGCGUAAGGAGGCGUACUACGUCGGCAACGUGUCGAUGGCAUCCGCAGCGUCGCGGCACGAUGCGUCGAUGCGGUCCCAGGCUUCCCAGGCGUCGACAGCGUCGCGGCCGCACUCGCGCGUCCUCUCACGGCGAGCGUCGUCGCGGACGUGGUCACGAGCACCGUCGCGCGCCCGCUCCCGCGACGGCUCCAUCCCGGCCUGGAACGCCCGGCAAGGCUCCCAGCUUGCUGACGCCUACGCCGACGACGCCAUGAUUAGCCAGCUGCUGGCCAUGCCGUCGUCGUCGCGCCCGUCGUCGCGCGCCUCGUCAUUGGCGUCGGCGCCGUCGGUCGCCAUCCCAUCCCGCCGUGGCCCACUGAGGGCCCCGCGCCGGGCCAACGCGCUGUCAGCGCUCAUCGGCGACGGCCACGCAUCGCCCAAGGCCUCGCCCAAGCGGUACGCUGGCUACCGAUCCGACUCGUCGUCGGAUGAGAGCGGCGACAACGGGUCUGCUGGCAUGCCGUCGGUCUGCGCACCCAGCCCGCGCCUCGCGCCGCGAUACUCGCAACCACGCGAGACCGCGGCCGAGCCGCAGCUCCACCGCGAGCACGACAGCGGUGGUUACGCCAGCAGAGGGCAGGCGCAUCGCGGCGGGGCUGGGCGUCCAAGUUCCGCCACCGCGCGUGCUGCCGCGCUCGACCGGCUGCGAGAGAAGGAGCGCCGGCGGUCGCUGGCCAAGGUCUCGGCCGACCAGUUCAAGGUGCCAGAGCGGCGGCCGGCACCGGCCGCACCACCGCGAGUCGUCUCCGAGUUCAAGGCUUCGCAACUCGCCGAGCAGUACUUUACCCGCCACGAGCCGAUGGUGCCCGAGCUUCAGGACAAGGUCGGCCUUGCAGCCCGGCCUUCGACCGCCGAGCUCGCCGCCAAGAUGCAGGGCUACGACAGAAGCGAGGUGCAGAAGCUCGCUCGCCGCGCCAGUGCGCAGCCGCGGUCCAUCGUCCGUGCCGCAGGCACCCUCCGCGGCAUCGUGCCCGAGACCGAGCUCUCACACGAGGAGGAGCGCAUCCUCAAGUCGAUUGCGCGUCUCAAUCUUGAGCUCGAGAAGGCCCGCGCCGAGGGCAGCCGCACCGAGAGCGCUCGCGGCUCCGAGGCCCCGCUCGCAGCGAUUCGAGUCGCCGCGGCUGGCGUCGCCGGCGCUGUCGUCGGCUAGGUCGUCGGGUGCGCCAUCGCGGGCCUCGUCGCACCGCCCCUCGCGCGCGCGUUCUGCGCGAUCCCUGACAUCCGCCGCGUCGUCGCGGUCGACAGCAUCGUCAACAUCGUCGUACGCAGCGCGGAUGAUGCGCCG
Molecule: messenger RNA, 1782 nt
Organism: Thecamonas trahens ATCC 50062
Lineage: Eukaryota; Apusomonadida; Apusomonadidae
Exons: 2
Coding region: 46-1647 (533 amino acids)
Source: RefSeq, a predicted model, not a curated record